Messenger RNA from Homarus americanus (American lobster), 4638 nucleotides. RefSeq lists its product as uncharacterized. Gene Ontology annotation, cellular component: stereocilia ankle link complex; stereocilium tip; plasma membrane. Lineage: Eukaryota; Metazoa; Arthropoda; Malacostraca; Decapoda; Nephropidae. The record is from RefSeq and is a predicted model, not a curated record. Gene Ontology annotation, molecular function: protein binding.
GUGUGUGGGAGCAGCGGGGGAACGGCACCUUCAUCACCCAGUCCAGCCAGAACCAACUCUAGCGAGAAGCGAGAGGACACUCACCCACCCUAUGCGUGUAGAAACAGACGGACGUCGCUGGUGGUGAGCGACAGUCUGGGCAGGUUCCGGGUAGUGGUGAAGAAGACACGACCCAACCUUGGCAUCGCCAUAGAGGGCGGGGCAGACACCAAGCAGAAGCUGCCCAGGGUCAUCAACAUAGCGGCCAACGGGGCGGCCUUCGAGGCGGGAGGCCUGAGGGUAGGCCAACUUAUACUGGCUGUGGACGGCCAAAAACUGGACGGUCAGAGUCACGAGGAGGCUGCCCGUCUGAUCGCUGGCUGCUGGAUAAGUCGGUCCCGGCCAGAGGUAGAGUUCAUGGUGGUGGAGAGGAAACCCACCGCCUCUGAUGUCCGUCGCUCCUCGAUCUCCUUGCUGUCGCAGAUGUGAACACCUGGGGAGAAAAUAACAGGUGUAAUUGGGAGAUGAUCUACGGCCACAGGUGUUCGUCAGUCCUCCAAUAUGAAAUGAGCAUUGAAGCGACAGGUGUAGUGCAUAACUAUCCCACGGGUACAGGAGUUCGUCAUUGCUUCAUAUAUAAUGUGAACACCUGAGGAAGAUGCGACAGGUGUGGUGGACAGGUAACCUAACCUAACCACAGGUGUUCGCCAUUCCUUCAUUUCUUCUGUAUAUUCGACGUCAAGAAAUCAACUCAAAUCAUCACAUCCUAUAAUUGGUUUUCAUUCAUUAUCUGUAUUGGUCUUCAAAACAGAAACACACUCAUAAAAUAAAAGAUGAUAUUGUGGUAAACACAUUAACGAUGGGGUGCAAACAAUAGCAUUCGUUGUUUUAGGGAGAAAUCUUAAUCCUCUGGUUUUCUAUUGGGGGUAAGUUUAUUUUUUUAUGAAGGAAGGGUAGCUUUUCUAUCUUCUGUUCUUUGUGUAUUAUAGAUGAUAUACAUAUACAUACUGUAGGUUAUAUAUAUAUAAAUAUAUACAUACAUACAUCCAUACAUACAUACAUACAUACCGAAUCACAAAUUUUCACAAGAGAAAAAACCAACUAGUUUGCUGUUUGAAAGGCAAUUUAGAUUUUCUUAAGUGUGGCGAGCAUGUAUGGAAAGUGGUGUUAUAAGCUCUCAAGUUAGCUCAGUUUCCACUCUCACCUAAAAUGCCGUUUUCUUUAUUACCGGUAAACUGACAACUGCUCAUCUUGUAACUUACUGAAGAUCCAACUUAGAGAAGGUAUAACUUGACCUUCAGAAAUUUUGGAUAUAUUUGUUAACACUACUGUACUGAAAGACAAUGUAUAAGACAGGAAAACAUCAUAAACCUGAAAUAGCACUAAGACACCUAAGAAUAAUUUGAAUUUUAUGAAUGAAAAAAAGGGAAAUGAAUAGAAGAAUUUCCCCUUUUCUUUUUUAUCAUGACCUGGACAUGAUCUUGACCAAAGUUUGCUUUUAAGACAUAAUCUCUCCAGACACGACCAACGCUCAAGACACCCUUGGGAUGUCGUGUCCUCAGUGUAACCAGAAUAAUUCCUAUCGAAUUAGUAUGUUUUAGUGAGUGUGAAAUUUAUUAGUUGUCACCUGUUACAAUUUUCCUUCACUGACGCCAUAAUAAGUGGAAAUAAACAACAGAACUGGAGUAAAUCACCCAGGCAGUUGAUCUGUAGCAGUCCAGACUCUCUGUGUCGGUUUCCUGAUGAGAUAAAGGUAUCUUGUACUCUGUCUGUCUCCCUGGAAAUGAUCGGCAGAAAACACAAUGUCUUUACUCAGUGUGACAGUGUUCUGUGACGUACCCGACUCGCUGUGACGAUCCUAAUGCACAUAUACAGUAUAGUUUAUACGUCAGGCAAAAUAUAGUUUGUCUCUCUCUGGAAGUUUAUAAUAUCGACCAGAUCAUCUGGCUAACAACUACAGAUGUUACAUGUCGACGUAUAGCAAGAGUUCUUUGUCCUGGUAACCUCUGCUGAUUCCUUACAUCUGCCACCUGUGACUAGAGCAAGGUCUUCAUACCACGAUUAACACCGCCAACCCCUCCAACUUCUAUUGGUCACCGCGAACCUCUGGAUUUUUCAACCUGGCAUCUGAUAUAUCUAAAAGCUCUGUUUAACCUUCACGGAAAUAAACAAAAAUGUAUCUGAAGACCUGGACUGGAUGUUGUAGUGAAACACACACGGUACCUUGCCAUGUUAGAAAAUUCUCACAGACACAAGCGUGGUAUAAAACAACCCUAUGCAUGUAAGAUUCUCCUACAGGAGUUAACUUACCUAACCUUACCUUGUUUAAUGGUGAUCCGCUAUAACAGACGUGUAUGUGUUGUGUUCCGCGCAGGACGUUUCUGCGUACACACAACCGAAGGAUUACAUCACGGCAGGAUUAUUUUUAUCACACCGAAUGAGUUUGACAAUAGCUGUUGAAGAUAGUAACAGGAAACACAUCGUGGUGCUCAACUCACUCCCUCCUACCCAGCCAACGCUUCAUUGUCCUGUUGAGCUCUGAGCUGGUCACCUAAGUUUACUUCAGCUCUCAAGGUCAAGGUUGUGGUAGUAUUUCUGUUAGUGAAAGUUACGGUGACUGAUAAUUAGCUGAGAUCAUGUGUCUUGUGUUUCACGGGAGGUCUACAGCAAGAUAAACUGACCACGUAAUCAAGGGUACGUUCAAAUAAUGUUGUUUGACAAAGAUUAAAAAAAAAAGAUCUUAAAAGGAAAAUAACUGUUCGAAAGUUUCACCAUUACCGUACAGUAUUUGUAAAUCUUCCCUGGCCUCCAGUUGAACUUUUCUUUCUUUUCGACACAAAUGAAGACACGAAACUGACAUUUACAAAGACCUCCUUCUGCUCAAAUGCCUCUACAUCCAGAUAUGUCAGACAACACGGUAAGCAGUCUACCACCAGUGAUAAAUAAUAUUUUAUCUCUAAUAUAAUCGACGCAGCUCUGUUAAUGAAUCAUACGAGCUCUAGAAUAAUAUAUUCCCCAAAGAGAACAUGAGCUGGCGCCACUGUUACUCUUACAGGGCGAGACCACUGCAUGCUUAAACUAAAGGGUUGUUAUGAAGACCCAAGUGGAGGCGCUGUCUCCUGGUUGUCAGAGAAGCUGAGAUAAGAAACGGAGGAACGGUAAAAAGAGGCCCGUUCCAACAGAUGUGAGUGAGGUCAAGAUUUGUGGAAAAUGAGAGAGCGUUAAGUAAUGACUCCCUUUGGGGUCCCCUGUGUGUACCUUCCCUGCAUCCUCUGUCGUGCAGGAGCAGAACCUCACUCACUUUAUCUGAAGCCAAGAAAAUGCUUCCGAACAAUUUCUUCCUACAGUUGGAUAAGAAUUCAACCUGACGAACUAAGUGAGGUGUGGCACACCAAAUAUGAAGUUCCGCCGUCGAUUUUGCAAAUCUGAGCCUAUGUGGGCAAGGCAUGCCUUGAUUGGUCCACGCAGCAAUGACGUCACCCAUGUAUAUCACUCACUCCUCAUUCCCCUCAAAUCUAGUUUAACUAAACAUGUUUUAAACUUAAACUUAUGCCAAAUUAAACCUAAACCUUGUAUAAGGAUUGAUGCUAUCUGAUUUCAUAGUGGCCACGAACCAAUCAGGACAAGGAUGCCCGCAUGUGUGUGGAUUUUGCCUACGUGUCUCCCGUUGGCCAGCCAUUCACGCAAUGCCUUUUAAGUCACCACGCACAGGGAGGACCACCUUCCCUCCAGCUCGCUUUAUAGACGUUAUGUAGAUGAAAUAUCACAUUUUGCCUUUAAUAUGAUGCCUCUAAGUGAAGAAGACUCGUCAGUUACAUUAAUAGUUAGGCUGUGUCUACUGACCCAUGUACAGCACUCAAUCUAUUUUUGCUAGAGAGCCAAGCGUGUGUAGCUGAUGUACAAGAUAACCAUUUAUGACGGCAGACACAAGCCAUCCACACCGAACUUCACCGACUGCCCAUGUGUUUCAUUACCGAGCCGGCCUCGGCAUUACAAGGAGGUUAUUAUGUAAACAGACUUUGUAUAUUUGACUCUAGCAAAGAUUUGAGGGCGGGACCUCGGUCUGUAGAUACUUCCUAAAAGUUAAUUUUUUAUAUUAAUAAAAGCAUUGUGAAUAGAUUAAACUUAGGCCAAAAAUUAUGAGUAUAAUAUAAAAUUUUACAUGUAGUGAGAAAUUAUAUUUAUUAAUGUAAUUAUUUGAUACACAUUUAGGUAAAAGAAAACAAAUUUGACUUAUUUUUUAAAGUUAAGGAUAAAAUUGUUUUAGUUUUCUUUCUCAGGAAAUAUUCAGAAAACGAUUUACACAAUUUCUGUAGGGAAACUAAUGUAUCCUUCUCAACAUCAUCAUUCAGCACGGAACACACUGAACAGUAAUGUGUUGGGUUUUGGUGCUCAAACUUUCCAGUAUAUUCUUAUAUACUAUGAAGAAUACUUUACUGAGUGAAUACAGUACUUCUCAUUAUAUCUGUCUGCCCUGAUGGAGUAUUUUUAGGGAAAUAAAUAAAUAACAGAAAAUAAUGUAUUUUUGGAGUAUAAUUCGUACUGGAAAUACGUCGUGUGAAUACUGACUGACGCGUGUAUUAUUCUUGUGAAUCAUAGCUCUUGGAAAUGCUUUGUAUUUGGAACGCUUCUCGAUAACAAUUAGAGUAUAUCUGCCUA